AUGCCCACCGACCUCAGCGGCACCUGGAACCUGCUCAGCAGCGACAACUUCGAGGGCUACAUGCUGGCCUUGGGUAUUGACUUUGCCACUCGUAAGAUAGCCAAGUUGCUGAAGCCACAGAAAGUGAUUGAGCAGGAUGGGGAUUCUUUUACCAUCCACACGUACAGCAGCCUCAGGAACUACCUUGUUAAAUUCAAAGUUGGAGAAGAAUUUGAUGAAGAUAACAAAGGCCUGGAUAACAGAAAAUGCAAGAGUUUGGUUAUCUGGGAUAAUGACAAACUCACCUGUGUCCAGAAAGGGGAAAAGAAGAACAGAGGCUGGACCCAUUGGAUGGAAGGGGACAAACUCUACCUGGAAAUGUUCUGUGAAGGCCACGUGUGCAAACAGACGUUCCAGAGAGCCUGAUCCAUGGCCAGCAGCAGAGCCCUCUUGUGGCUGCAGCUUAGUGCCAAAUCGUAUUGCAGAAUGAACAGGUGUUCAUCUGCCCUGGUUUGGAGAUGGGGCUUGUGGUUGGAGAGAUGUCACA
Messenger RNA from Cynocephalus volans (Philippine flying lemur), 526 nucleotides. RefSeq names its product retinol binding protein 7 (gene RBP7). NCBI's taxonomy places the organism in Eukaryota, Metazoa, Chordata, Mammalia, Dermoptera, Cynocephalidae. Gene Ontology annotation, biological process: fatty acid transport. The transcript is spliced from 4 exons. The record is from RefSeq and is a predicted model, not a curated record. Gene Ontology annotation, cellular component: nucleus; cytosol. Gene Ontology annotation, molecular function: fatty acid binding. The coding region runs from base 1 to 405 and encodes 134 amino acids.